Molecule: messenger RNA, 210 nt
Organism: Trichoderma reesei QM6a
Lineage: Eukaryota; Fungi; Ascomycota; Sordariomycetes; Hypocreales; Hypocreaceae
Exons: 2
Coding region: 1-210 (69 amino acids)
Source: RefSeq, a predicted model, not a curated record
AUGACGGACAGCAAGACGGUGAAACAGCCAGUAAAACGGGUGCUGAAGCCAGUUCCCGAUCACGGCGCUUACGUGCACUCCUCCAAGACGAAAUUCAACGAUCAAUUUGCUCUUCCCGGCUCUGUGCCGGAGCCUGAAAUUGUCCGCAUCAACACCAUGGCAGUGCCACAGCCGUUUCUCGAGCCCGACAAGUUAGAGCAGUGGAAAUGA